UGUCUCUCAAUCCAAUACGCGCACAAAACCAGCAAAGUCGAGCAAAGAGAUUUCGAAACUCGAGCGUCGAGCCUUCUCGUCCUUUCUUCUCUGUCCAAUCUGAAAUUAGGGUUUGGACCUGCGCGCAAACCCUAGAAAACCACCCCAGCUCACCUCCUUCACCUCCGAUGAGAUAGCUUGCUCAAUCAAUCAUACGGUACGCGAAUUGCCUUUUCACUUGGAUUUCAGCUCAAUCAAUCUCCAUUAGGGUUUAGUCUUCGCGGAGGAACCAGACCAUGGCGGAGCACUUGGCAUCGAUCUUCGGCACCGAGAAGGACCGCGUGAACUGCCCCUUCUACUUCAAGAUCGGCGCCUGCCGCCACGGCGACCGCUGCUCCCGCCUCCACAACCGACCGACCAUCUCGCCGACGCUCCUCCUCUCCAACAUGUACCAGCGGCCCGACAUGAUCACCCCCGGGGUCGACGCGCAGGGCCAGCCAAUCGACCCCAGGAAGAUCCAGGAGCACUUCGAGGACUUCUACGAGGACAUCUUCGAGGAGCUGAGCAAGUUCGGCGAGAUCGAGUCCCUCAACGUCUGCGACAACCUCGCCGACCACAUGAUCGGCAACGUCUACGUCCAGUUCAAGGAGGAGGAUCAAGCUGCCGCGGCGCUGCAGGCCUUGCAAGGGAGGUUCUAUUCUGGUCGCCCGAUUAUUGCCGAUUUCUCGCCCGUGACUGAUUUCCGCGAGGCCACGUGCAGGCAAUUCGAGGAGAAUAACUGCAACCGGGGUGGUUAUUGCAAUUUCAUGCACGUCAAGAUGAUCGGAAGGGAAUUGAGGAGGAGGCUGUUUGGGAGGUACUCAUAUCGUGGUUAUCGAGGGGCAAGGAGCAGGAGCAGGAGUAUGAGCCCUACUAGGCAUAGGAGGGAUCAGGAACGGCGUGAGAGGGACUAUAAGGACCGUGAUUACCGCGGCAAUGGUAGGCGCGGAAGCAGGGAGCAGUAUGAUAAGCACGAGAGAGAUGGAGGAGGUAGGAGGCAUCAUGGGAGCCUGAGGAGGAGCCGUAGUCCGAUUAGGGAAGGGAGCGAGGAGCGUAGAGCCCGGAUUGAGCAGUGGAAUAGAGAGAGGGAAGAGAAGCAGUGAUUUGAAAGUGAAGCUGGAGUUUUCAUUUCGGUUCUUGAACUUGAUGCAAUUUUUAGGUGUCACCGGGAUCUCAAAGUUGGUGCUUCAUGGACAGAGUAUUUUAUUUCUUUCCUCGCUUUAACUUGACUUUUCUCUGUUUUUUUCUUUCUCUAAUAUCGUUUCACCCAUCUUUUAGGGCCAUUUUUGGUAGCUUUCAGAGUUGGUUAGGUCGACACGAGUGGGUUCAAAAAGGAGAGUCGUCCCUGGUAUCUGCUGUAUAUUAUGAUCCUAUAUCCUCCCGAUCUUGAAACUCUGAUUUUGCAGGGCACAGAUUGACCUAGUGUUCUUUCUUAAUACAACCUAUCCAUGUU
Rhodamnia argentea is the source of this 1471-nucleotide messenger RNA. RefSeq names its product splicing factor U2af small subunit B-like. Gene Ontology annotation, cellular component: U2AF complex; spliceosomal complex. The transcript is spliced from 2 exons. Gene Ontology annotation, biological process: mRNA splicing, via spliceosome. The record is from RefSeq and is a predicted model, not a curated record. Bases 276 to 1121 code for a protein of 281 amino acids. NCBI's taxonomy places the organism in Eukaryota, Viridiplantae, Streptophyta, Magnoliopsida, Myrtales, Myrtaceae. Gene Ontology annotation, molecular function: metal ion binding; pre-mRNA 3'-splice site binding.